AUGAAGGCUAUGGCAAAGAAAAAGAAUCCCCUGGUGUUUAUGGAUGUGUCUAUUGAUGGUGAUCCUAUUGAAAGGAUGGGUUUUGAGCUUUUCUACGAUGUUGCUCCAAAGACGGCAGAAAAUUUCCGUGCAUUAUGUACAGGAGAGAGAGGUAUCGGUCCAAAUACUGGAAAAUCGCUGCACUACAAGGGUUCUUUCUUCCAUCGUGCUAUAAAAGGCUCCAUCGUGAAGGGUGGUGAUUUUGUCAAUCGUAAUGGGACCGGUGGAGAAAGCAUAUAUGGUUCAAACUUCCCAGAUGAAUCGCCUAGGCUAAAGCAUGACGCCCCAGGGCUUUUGACGAUGGCAAUUGUUGACCGUGACACACUUGGGUCUCAUUUUAUUAUCACUUUGAAAGCUGAUCAUCAUCUUGAUAGGAAGCAUGUAGUUUUUGGGAAGCUUGUUGAAGGGGUUCAAGUAUUGAGGAGAAUUGCAGAUGUGGGUGAUGAUGAAGGACAUCCAACUGUAACUGUUAAAAUUAUUUAUUGUGGUGAAUAUAACGAGGAUGGAAAGAAAGUAAACAAAUCAAAAGCAGGAAAGGAUGGGUCUUGCGAAGGCAAUAACCAUGAAACACGGAGGAAAGGAAAGCAUAAAAGAUCUGCAAAAGAUAGAAGGAAAAAGAGAAGAUACAGCUCUUCUGAAUCGGAGAGUUCUUCAGAUUCAGACACAGAAUCUUCAGAAACUGACAGUGAUUCUGACUCAGAUACGUCCUCAUCAUCUGAUACAAGUUCCUCUAAUGAUGAUAGACGAAAAAAGAGGAAGAGAUCUAAGAAAGACAAAUAUAAACGCGAAAAAAAGAGAGAUAAACGCCGUGACAAAAGGCGAAAAAGACUAGAUAAGAGAUCGAAGCGUAGAUCAAAAAGGGAAUCUGGCAGUGAAUCAGAUAGUGAGAGUGAGAGUAGCUCUGACAGUGAAAGUCUUGAUACUCAACAGAAAGGGCUGAAGCAAAAAGAUCGUUCUCAGAAGAAAGCUGAAGUGACCUCUUCCCCAGUGGUGGAGAAAGAUGUACCUACCGUUCAUCAUAAAAAGGAAGAGGCAGGUAUGCCUGAGGGUAAGCCAAAAAUAAUAAUGGAAAAUGGAGAGCGGCAUACCAAUGGUACUGGAGCUGUAUAUAGAUCUGAUAGAAGUGAAGAGAUGCAGCCUGAUGUGAUGGAUGAUCAUUUGGGCAAAUAUAGGAGUCGAAGCAUAAGUCCUAAGCGACCCACGAGUAGGAGCAUGAGUAUUAGUCCCGGGAGGAGUAGGAGCAAGAGCCGUAGUAUUACCCCGAAAAGAAUGAGCAAAAGCCCAUGUGUUAGUAGAAGCCCUCCUCGCCCGUCAAGGAGGAGUUUGAGCAGGAGUCCUGUUAGGAGCAUCGACAGGAGUCCUGAUAGAAGCAUUGGUAGGAGUCCAAGAAGAAGCAUCAUCAACAGGAGCCCAGUGAGAAGCAGAAAGGGGAGAAAUAUUAGUAGAAGUCCUGUUAUAGCUCGUCCUCUUAAAAGUGUCAGCAAGAGCCCUGUUAGAUCCCGCCGGAUCAAGAGUUCUCCUAGAGCAUCAUCAAGAAAAACAAUCAGUAGAAGCCCUGUAAGAGUGUCAAGAAAGAGCAUUAGUCGCAGUCCAAUUAGAUUGCCUUCAAGAAGCGUAAGCAGAAGCCCUGUAAGAGUGUCAAGAAAGAGUGUAAGUCGUAGUCCAAUUAGAUCACCUGCAAGAAGCUUGAGCAGAAGCCCUGUAAGAGUGUCAAGAAAGAGUGUAAGUCGUAGUCCAGUUAGAUCACGGGUAAGAAGCUUAAGCAGAAGCUCUGGUAGGGUCCCUUUAAAGAGAAGCAUCAGCAGGAGUCCUGUCAGAGCACCUAGUAGGAGCAAUCGCCGCAGUUAUUCUAGGAGUCCUAGCCCUGUACGUAGGAGGACACCUCGUGGGGGUAAUUUGUCUAGGAGUGCUUCACCCGAUGCUUCACCAAAGCGUAUCAGAAGGGGAAGAGGUUUCAGCGAGCGAUACUCCUACGCAAGAAGGUACAGAACACCUUCUCGGUCUCCGGUGAGGUCAAACCGGUACAAUGGUAGAAUUGAUCGUGACAGAUAUUCAAGUUACAAAAGGUAUUCCCCCAGGCGUUUCAGAAGCCCACCACCACGUGGAAGAACUCCUCCAAGGUACCGAAGGAGGAGCAGAACGCCAUCUGUGUCUCCCAGUCCACGCCACCGAGCUCGGCGAUAUAGCAGAAGCCGCAGCCCAAUUCUAACUCGCUCUCCAGUUCGGAGUACUUCCCCCGAUCGAUCACGCCCCUCUCGUGUAGAAAGGCAUUCAUCAUUUUCUCGGAGCAGAAGCAGGAGUUUACCUAAGUCCAGGUCUUCUGUAGAAUCACCAUCUCCACAAAAAGUAAGUCGAGACAGAAGGUCAAAGUCAUCAUCCAAAAGCCCAGAUGGAAAGAAAGGCUUGGUCUCGUAUGACGAUGGUUCUCCGGACUCAGGCUAA
Molecule: messenger RNA, 2481 nt
Organism: Lathyrus sativus (Indian pea)
Lineage: Eukaryota; Viridiplantae; Streptophyta; Magnoliopsida; Fabales; Fabaceae
Source: the annotation of a GenBank genome assembly